This is a messenger RNA of Triticum turgidum subsp. durum (durum wheat), 1038 nucleotides long. Lineage: Eukaryota; Viridiplantae; Streptophyta; Magnoliopsida; Poales; Poaceae. The record is from the annotation of a GenBank genome assembly.
AUGAGCAAGCGAGGCCGCACUACUGGUCUGGUGGCACGAACCACCGUGGUGGACUCUGCAUUGCUUGAGUUCACAGUAAACUACGAGCAAACCAAGCACUUAGCCAUCGGCAAGUCCGUCCACUCCGACUACAUCUCCGCCGGUGGGCACGACUGGAAGAUACAUUGCUACCCGCGUGGGUGGGUGAAGGCCAACAAUGGCAAGUAUCUCUCUAUCUACCUCUACUGCAGGGAACCCGUAACUACUGUCAGGGCCAUAUUCAAGGCCAAUGUGAUGGGCAGGCAUGGCAAACCAUCUCCGAUAGCAGCAACGUCAUCAGUUUUUGUGUAUAGUAGCAAGGACGACAUACUAUGGCAUGGGUGGUCUAGGUUCGUCAAGCGAGUAGAUUUGGAGGCAAAAUGUGUGAUUGAAGGCCGAGUCACAUUCCUCUGCCACAUCUUGGUUAUGCGUGACGACCCAAUCCCCGUGCCACCCCCAAAAAUAGGAAGUCAUCUUAACAGCCUAAUCAAUGGAAUGGACAUGGACGGGACAGAUGUGUCAUUCACCACCAAUGGUGAGACAUUCCAUGCGCAUCGAGCAGUGCUUGCUGCCCGUUCUCCGGUUUUCAGAGCCAAGUUCUUCGGCCCGGAGGCUGGGGCCACAUCUUCAAACAUCGUCUUGGACGACAUCGAGCCCGCGACGUUCAAAGUUUUGCUUAAGUUCAUGUACACCGAUGCCUUGCCUGGAGAUGACAGGGUUGGGCGCUCUCCACCGAUUGAGACGUUUCAUCAUCUGCUUGCCGCGGCGGACAAGUACGCACUGCAUAGGUUGAAGCUUAUCUGCGCCCGAAAGUUAGGGGAGAAUGUGUCACUAGAUUCCAUUGCAACUACUCUAGAUUUGGCAGAGACGAACAGCUGCCUGGAGUUGAAGACAAAGUGCAUUGACUUAUUAGCAGCUGACAAAGAUUUCAACAAGGUUGUGUUAACUGAAAGUUUUGUGCUCUUGGGCCAAAAAUUUCCGGCGCUUAUUGCUGAGUUGAGAGAGAGGGUUGAGGCAUAA